GACUUGAGUACUUCAGUCGUGAACCACCGCUGCUCCGAGCGCCUCCUCACGAGACCACGAGGGUCGUCCUCAAAAAUCAAUAUUCCCCGCGCAUAUUCUCGCUUCCCUCUAAUGUUUUGCUUACAUGCCUGCAACUUCCCCUCUUGACAGAGGUUUUCAUCUGCUAGCUAACUCAGGUGUUACAGCUCCUAAAGUGAUCCAUCAUCGCGGUGUCGAGUGGAAAAUCUCUAUGCAAUGGAUCAUGUUUUUUCGCAUGUUGACGAUCCUUUAACCCAAAGUCUCGGCUCGUAAACUAGCAUAUCAGACCUACCUAUCCAAUUUUGUGAUGAGCUGCAGAGGAUCUAAGCGUCUCUCUCAUAUAUCCUUAUCUAAGGUGCCUGAUGUAUGUGGCGAUAUGGCCAACCAGGAAGUUUAUUCCUCACCUAGGCAUAGUCUUGAUUAUCUCAAGCAUUCUCGUAUACUAUUACUCCAAUUAUUUGCCCCUCAUCCCCAUUCAAGGCAUUCUAACAGAUGUAGUCGAUGAUGCUUUUUUCGUCAAAACUUCCGGAUGUCGCAUUUCACGGUUGGAUCCAUUCGAUCCCUCAAUUCUGGGCUUCUUGGAAGGUUUUGGCGUCAAUUGUGCUCAAUCGGAGAAAUCAAGACCACCUCUUUUGGACCUUUUGAUUUUAAGCAAUAGCACCAAAAAUUUCAAAAGUAAUACAAAUGCUCGAGACAACAAAUUCUAUACCAAGAGUCACACUGAAGAAAAUGGUUACAACAAGAUCAGGAUUAAGCUUGUUUUGGUGGAAUCUGGAUGCAAGCAUUAUAAUAUAUCGCCUGAAGAUAGAAGAAGUCCAGAGCCCCUAUUCUUUUGUAUUUGGCAGCCUUUCAAUAGAAAAACUCCUAACCCUCAGAUGCUGGACCGUAACAUCGAUGAUGCUAUAGUAUAUGGCUCAAUUUCUCAACCUUUCACUCAUUUUUCUUUGAUUCCUCCGGAAAUUGAAUUUGUGCGUGCUAUUUGUUAUAAAAACGACACGGAAAUUUAUAAGGACUUCUUUUUCAUUCCUUCUGGCAAUCCUACUUUCUUCGAAACUUCUUCUAAACCACUAUCGCCGUCUCCUCGUCACGGGGUCUUACUUUAUAGCCUAGACGCUGUCUCCCGGCUGAAUUUCAUUCGAGAAAUGCCGCUGUUUCAUCAUUUCCUCCGUGAACAUGGCGCAAUUGACUUCGUCGGUUACCAUAAGGUGGGGGACAAUACCUUUCCCAACUUGAUUCCUCUGGUCUUAGGACUCUCAGAGGGUGAGAUCAAGAGUAGCUGUUGGCCAAACAAGUCCUCAUUUUUUGACAACUGCCCAUUUGUUUGGAAAGAAUACCGAUCGAAAGGCUUCAUCACUGCCUUCGUUGAAGAUGAACCUUCUAUUAGUGGAUUUAACUAUCUGAAAAAUGGAUUCCAAAAACAGCCAACUGAUUACUACUUACGUCCUCUGUAUAUUGAGAAGCAGAGGGUAUGGGGUCAUUCUGCAGGUAUCGGGUCCAAUACAAAGCUUUGCAUUGGCUCAGACCUAAAUGUGAAGUUUCUCCUUGAUCAAAUUUUUCAAAUCUUGUCCACUGUUCAACGUCCCAAAUUUGGAUUCUUCUGGGAAACAAGCCUCACCCAUGAUUAUUCAUGUUUGCCUCGCUUGGGUGAUCAAAUUUUCAAGGACUUUUUCGAUAAGCUGAGCAAUGCAGGGCUAUUGCAGGACAAUUUUAUAAUUUUACUCUCUGACCAUGGUUUGCGGUGGGGUGAUAUCCGAAAUACUUAUCAAGGACGCAUUGAGGAGCGUAUGCCAUUUCUCUUUCUCCUUCCUCCGCCAUGGUUCAAGAAUGAAUUUCCGCUCGCGUACCAAAACUUGAAGCGAAAUUCUAAUAAGCUCACAACGCCGUAUGAUGUUCAUGCCACACUCCUGGACUUGCUUGAUUUGGAACAGAUCUCAAACUCUGCUAUGCUUGGCCGUGAGAAGAACCUUACUACUUCGCUCGAAAUUCCACAUGCUUUUUCUUUGUUCACCCCUGUCUCUUCUACCCGGUCUUGUGCAUCUGCUCACAUUCCAGCUGACUACUGCGUUUGCCAUGAUACGAUCCGCAAUUUACCGAACAAUGACCCUCAUGCUCACAUAGCUGCCUCUGUAACAGUUGCCCACCUCAACUCUAUUCUCUCAAACAGUUCCCUUUGUGCAAAACUCCACUUGUACAGAGUGCGCAAUGUUCAGGUGGAGAGGAGCUUAAACAUGACAGUUGCCAUCUCUAGUCCCCUUGAGUUCUGGUCUGUUUCUUUGGAGACGAUACCCGGCAACGGAAUGUUUGAGUCAACAUUGCGACGGCGUGGAGAAGAAGACUUUGAGGUUAUAGGCACUGUGAGUAGAACUAAUUUAUACCGUGGUCAAAGUGAGUGCAUCAGUGACUAUCACUUACGGCUGUAUUGUUAUUGUAUUUGAGAACCGGAAGAAAAAGGCAUGCUGUCGAGAAGUCACGCCUUUUUUAUGUUUAAUUCUCUUGCAAAUCUGGUGAAGAGUUUUCAGCUUGCGCUCCAUUUGCAGAAAACUUCUAUUUUGCUGCUACGAUGCAAAACAUUUGUAAUGAGUUUAACAAAGACGCAAGUUCGGUGGUCAUUGCAGUGACCAUCGAAUUUGCCUUCAAGUCAUCUACAUUUUUUACAAAGGCUUCUGAAAAUUUAUUUUGAAGGGAUGGAAAGUACCUAUCAGUACCACAAAACUUCAAGAGACACCAAUGGUCUACAUCUAGAAGAACGAUUAAAAAUCAAGGAAAAUUGGAUAAAAAUGUCAUUUUGCUUCACAGGUGCGGUUUAGUAACCAGUUGUAUCAGACCAGGGUAGAUUUUUUCUGUUAAGAAAAAAAAAAAAAAAAAAAAAAAUUCUCUCUUGGAUGUAGGGACUUACAAUAUCUGCACCUGAUUUGCCAUAUAUUGGACUGAUAAUAUGCAUGUAUAGGUAGGCAUAACAAAGUUUAACUUUCAUCAAAAAUCGAUGGCCCGCCUUCACUGGAGAGGGAAUUCUUGUCUGAAGGGGGGAAACAUUUGUUUAGAUGUUGAUCAGCAACGAAUGAAGGCAUGAUAUUUUUUAUUGUGGACAUCCCUGUUGCUCUAUGAAUGUCAUUUGAUGAUUUCACGCCAAUUUUUGAAGUUUAUAUAGUUUUGCCACUUCAUGUUCCUUUCAAGCUUCAGCUAUAUGGACACACGAUUGAAAUUCACUUUCUUCUUGUGGAGCCUCACCACAUGAAUGCCGGUGUUAGUACUUCAGAAAAUAGAAUUAUUGCAGUUCGAGACAAUUUUAAUCAAGCAAUGACCUAUAAUGAGUGUCAGUGACUAAGAAAGGCUCUCGGCUCCACUGCCAAACUAAUAUUGAUGGAAAUAUAGGGAUGCAUUAUCUGUAAUAACAGAUUCUUUCCAUUAGCGAAGUACCGAUUCUUCAUUGUAAAACCAGUAUUUUGUUUCUUUUGCCAUGACAAAAUCAAAAUUCUGAUUAAUUAUGAGUUACCAAUGUGCUGUUUGAUAUUUUUUUCAAAUCUAAUGCUAAUCCAAAGUACCCACUGCUGGUGGUGUGUUUUUCUCUUUUUACAUACUGAUUGUUAGAACAGUCCUCUCCUCGAGCUUUUUACCAAAUUGAGUAAAACUAUACAUAACCUAAGUUAAAUAUUUUUAACUUAGAGGACGUUUCUGGGUCAGGAGAAGCUGCUCUUCGGCCGCCAUGAAAUUUUCCGGGGAGCCCCCUUCGGGAGCAACACACCCAACUUAUUUUUUCAAGUGGAAAGACCCCCCACCCUCCCCCUUGUAAUACCUCUGUAGAAAGAACAUAAAUUAAAUAAAAAACUUCGCUCUAACCUGGAGCCAUCAUCUCAAACCGUUUCAGAAUAACGACCGGUUGAAGUUUAAAAUUGUAGCCCUGGUUCUUUGCAGACAGAUUUGCCUGAAACUCGGUAGCUGGCAUGAGAGAAACGAAUUUGACGUUAGAUUCUUUAAAAGUAAGAGUUUUUUGAAACGGCGGCCGCUAAAGUUCAAAGUGGCCGAGAAUUGUUUUGUUUUAAAAAAAAAAAAAAAAAAAAAAAAAAAAAAAAAAAAAAAAAAAAAAAAAAAUGUCAGAUUCCUUUUUACCGCGCCCAAGUACCCCUGGAUUCCGAAUUGCAGCCAAAUCCAUCGGAAAAAAUCAAAAAGCAAAAUUUCGGCAAUUUUGACGUUCUAGCGACCGCCAUUUUGAAAUGGUCUGAGACAUUUUAUGUUUUUUCAACCGAGACAUCUCCCAAGUUUCAAAUCUUGGCCGACAUUAGGUACAAAGUUAGAGGGAGCAGGGGAUUUUCCUAACACCGUGUGGAUUGUUCACAGUAUAAUGCUAUGAUCUUGAAUUUGUUUUCAUAUUUUGUCGAAUGUUUUUUGAGUUUUAAUAAAAUAAAUGUUAUUCACACACAUGAAA
Messenger RNA from Bemisia tabaci, 4441 nucleotides. RefSeq lists its product as uncharacterized. Lineage: Eukaryota; Metazoa; Arthropoda; Insecta; Hemiptera; Aleyrodidae. The record is from RefSeq and is a predicted model, not a curated record.